AUGGUGCUCCCAGCGCGCGUGUCGCACGAAGAUCCUUUCGCCUCUUUCUCAUUGUUCUGUCUCCUGCUUCCCAUUCCCUCCAUCCCCAUCGUCUCAUUUUCCCUACUCUCCCUGCCCCUCCCACCCUCCCACCCCUUCCCUUCCUUGCCUCCCCCUCCCACCCCCCGCCAACCCCCCCCCCCCCCUCCCCCCCCUCCCUCCCCCUCCCGCUCCUUUUCCCCAAUCUUCCUUCUUUCCCCCGUCCCGAACGCGCGUCCGCGUAUCGCCAGGUAUGACUUGGGUCGGCAGGCGGCCAACACAAAGCUCAGCAGCCACAAGACUGUGCGCCGGAUCCGCGUGCGCGGCGGGAACUACAAGUUCCGCGCGCUGCGCCUGGACACGGGCAACUACGCGUGGGGCAGCGAGUCGGUGACGCGCAAGACGCGCAUCCUGGACGUGGCGUACAACGCGAGCAACAACGAGCUGGUGCGCACGCAGACGCUCGUGAAGAACGCCAUCAUCCAGGUCGACGCCGCGCCGUUCCGCCAGUGGUACCAGCAGCACUACGGCGUGGACCUCGGCAAGAAGAAGUCCAAGGCCGGCAAGAAGGAGGGCGAGGAAGAGAAGGCGGAGGGCGAGGCGGGAGAGGAGGUGAAGAAGGUGAGUGCGCACGUGAAGCGCAAGCACGAGCAGCGCCUGGCGUCGCACAAGCUCGACCCGCACCUCGAGGACCAGUUCGCCGCCGGCCGCCUCUACGCCUGCAUCGCUUCCCGCCCCGGCCAGUGCGGCCGCUGCGACGGGUACAUCCUGGAGGGCAAGGAGCUGGAGUUCUACGUGAAGAAGAUGCAGAAGAAGAAGGGCAAGUCCGCCGCCUAG
Closterium sp. Naga37s-1 is the source of this 855-nucleotide messenger RNA. Lineage: Eukaryota; Viridiplantae; Streptophyta; Zygnematophyceae; Desmidiales; Closteriaceae. The record is from the annotation of a GenBank genome assembly.